AUGGCAAGCGGGGGAAGCUCCUCGCCGUCCUCUAGCAAACCUCCAUCUCCUGGGUCUUGGGCCCAAAUCGCUUCUAAUGCUGCUCGUACAUCGGAAGCAUCUCCUUUGCACAACCAUCAUCUUCUGAACAAGCUCAAAAGUUCCACAACCCAAUUUGUCCACCUGGAUGAGGACUCUCUUGCAAGAGCACGGAUGCGCUUCCAGCACUCACUAUACGGAAAAUUUUUUGGAAAACCUCCGGCCUUUGACCAAGUGAAGAUGAGUCUGAUGGCCAAAUGGCAGGAGUUUGGUGAGGUUGUUAUCUCUGAUCUCCCUAAUGGAUUUCUUUUGAUUCGUUGUUCUUCUCAUGAAACUAUGCAAGGGAUUUUAAUGGGAGGUCCUUGGUCCAUCAAUGGUAUCAUCCUUCAGUUGUUUCCUUGGAAGCCAUUCUUUGAACCGGCCUUCGCCAAGCUCAACUCGGCGGCCAUCUGGGUUCAACUUCAUAACUUGCAUGUCGAUUUCUCGGAAGCGGAAACUCUGGAAUCAAUCACUGCGCAUAUGGGUAACCUUCUUAAGGUUGAUGAUCUCACUUCGUCCCUUACUCGGUCGAGAUUCGCCCGUGUCUGUCUGGAAAUUGAUCUCUCUAAGCCGUUAAGCCGGGGUUUCUGGCUGGGGGAUGAUACCCAGCGCAUCUUUGUGGUGGUGUUGUAUGAGAAGUUGCCGACGUUUUGUUAUACAUGUGGGCUUGUUGGGCAUGGCACGAACUCUUGUUCUCGUUCCUCUGUUCCUGGUCUGGAUCGUACUCCUCCACCCUUUCGCGUCCAGCGAGGGCCGGCGGCAGAGUCGAUUCAGGAUGUAGGGGUGAUUGGACCAAAAGAUACCCCGAUGACCUCUGAUCCCGGUUCUAUGCCUGAUAAUUCUCUGUUGAAUCCAUCGGAAGCUUUGACGGAUCGAGAGUUUGGUCCAUGGUUGCUCGUCUCUCAUCAGCGUGGCCGGGCCUGCGGGCGUGAUGGUGGCACUCGUGCCGCUCACGUGCCGGGUAGAGGUGGUCACGCCUCUGUUCGCGCUCCACGCGCCGAAGGUUCUGGUGCUGAUGCGAUCCCUCUGCGUGACUUCUCUUCAUCUGACAUGCCAGGUAUUGGAAACCAAAACUUUGGUUCUAUCAUUACUGUGGCUCCUAGGGAGGAUGCCCCAUCCAACGGCUCCCUUUCGCUUAUGGUUGAUGAUUCCCCAUCCAACGGCUCUCAUUGGCUUGAGACUGAUGGCUCCUAUCCCAACGGGUCUCUGCUGAACAGGCCUUCUCGUCCCUCAGAGAAAACCCCUAAUUCUAAUCGCUCCAAAGCACGUGAUUCCCCCCUGCAACGAUCCUCGUCUCCUCCCCCUGUCCUUCGCUUGGCGCAGGGAGUGGAGACCACAUCUUUGCCUGUUGAUACUUCCAACUCUCACUCGAUGGUGGUUGACAAGGUCUCUGCGGCCCUGGAACCUUCUCAUUCUGAUGAAGAUGCCUCGGGGUCCUCUGGCAAUGAGGAUGAUGCGAUGACCGAUGAUGAUGUAGCUGGGAUGUCGGCUGAAGCGGAGGAAGCCGAUGACCUUAUGACUCUGGAUCAGUUCCAAGUGGAACAACGGCGAGGUGCGCUGGUGAGGAAGUGCCUGCAGGUUCCUAGUGACUCUCAUAAGAAGGGUCGUAUGGACGCUGGUGGUUCUUCGCCCGCAUAG
Dioscorea cayenensis subsp. rotundata (Guinea yam) is the source of this 1695-nucleotide messenger RNA. RefSeq lists its product as uncharacterized. Lineage: Eukaryota; Viridiplantae; Streptophyta; Magnoliopsida; Dioscoreales; Dioscoreaceae. Bases 1 to 1695 code for a protein of 564 amino acids. The record is from RefSeq and is a predicted model, not a curated record. The transcript is spliced from 2 exons.